GUCACAUUCAUCGAUAAAGGAGUCAUCCACACAGCACAACACAACACAACACAACACACAAAUACGCACAGGGCACAAACGAACGACAAAUAAUACCUACCCAGCUUCGCCUCGUGGACACAUCCAUCCAUCCGUCCGUCCGUCCGUCACAUCACCAGUUCUUGAUACCAUGUGCAAAGAAGCUCCCCUCGUCCAGCCAGUACUCCCACUCGGUCAUCAGCCCGCUCAGGUGCCCCACCUCACGCCCACCACCGCCAACAUAACAUGCACUCCCAUGCGCAGACGGCAGCGGCCGGCUCACCGAGUAGUCCGUCGGCACAAACGACCGGACCAUCACGCUGCCCGCCACACACAGCACCGUCAGCCCGCCUUUGCACCCGUCAUUGUGACCGAUAACACCAGCAGGCAUGGCGCAAUCGCCCGUGUACUGCACGCACACGUCGUACCUUGGCCCGCUCUCUAAGUGGGAGGGGACGGAGUCGUGCGCCACGGCGACUGGCGUGCCGAGCACGUGGGCGAACGAGGGGGGCCGAGAGGGUGAGGGCACCGCGGUGGUGUUUUUUCCCUCGAAAGGCAGGAAGCGGCCCAGCACCGACACCACACCCUGAGAGCGGGGCUUGCCAUACAUCAGCAACACACCAGACGCUCUCGACCGGAUUUUCUUGACCUGACCCACACAAGCGAGAUGCACUCUCUGCCUGGGACUGUGUGUCUGUGUCUGUGUGUGGUGUUCCCUCCCUCCUCACCUUUGCGAGCACGCCCCCAGUCGCCCCCGCCCAGUAGCCGCUGACGCCCCCCUCCUCUCUCCAUGCAGCCGCCCUUUCGCAGCAGAAUACAAUGGCCCGCCCGAGCCCGCCGUCAUGCAGCACGGCAAAGGAGCUGUCGCCACAGAUCCACUCCACCACACCGCUCCCCAAGGCGCUGGACUGCCAGCUGUAGACGACGUCAUUGCCGUCGCCAUCGGCCAUGCGGGACGGCGCGAGGCAUAGCAGAUGCAGGCUUGCAUAAGGGGCGUGGUGUUGUGAUGCGUCUGCAGCGUGUGCGUCAUACGGUGUUCGGGAGAGGCCGAAGAGCCAUCCCCCGUCCUUGAGCGACGCCGCCCAGCCCCGCCAGACGUGCGCGUCACCAGCACCAGCACCAGCCAACCGGGUCGUGCAGGUCACCCACCCUCCCGCACCCACACACGCGUGCACCGCCUGCUUGCCGAUGAGCAGGAGGUUGCCGCCACCGAAUGAGUAGACCUUCCCGCCCUUCCACGCCUCAUCGAGAGCGGCUGGAAGAUGAUCCGGCGGCGACGCUGCUUCACCAUCACGAUCACAUGGCUGCAGGGGCAGGAGGUCCCCUCGGAUGGUCGCGUGGAAGGCCAGACGAGCUGCGGAGUUGAGGAGGGUCUUGGCGGUCUGUGGCGAGAGGGAGGGGGUGAAGGGGGCAAGGGCGAAGGAGGGGAGGGAUGCGGGGGUGUGGGGGAAGAGGGACACCAGGCUGGCCUGCGAUGUCGCGUCGAUCAACACGUCACGCGUCCACAUCCACACUGAACACACACACACACACACACACAGACGUCCAGGCAGUGAGUGACUGUGUCAGUUGCCCCUCGCUCCACCAAAUGCGCACCUGGCAUAUAGUGCAUUGCCGCAUCAGUGGGCACACAAAAAUACGCACACAGACGGAAAAACUCAGCCAGCAGCAGAGGCGACACCCGGAACGUCCUCACAAUCUCAUCAUCCGCCCUCGCGGCCGCCACACUCUCACACUCUGCCGGCCCUCCGUGAGCGGCAGCAGCACCUUCCCCCUCCCUCUCGCCUGUGGCAGGCUCAGAGUUGAUGUAUGACACGAGCAGAGAGAAAGCCCGGGAGAGGGAGCGGGAAUCGCCGUCCCAUUGAUCCAAGAUCUGGCAAGACAACAGCCACACGCAAGGGCAGGCGCACACAAAUAGAUAACUGGGAAGUGAUUUCCAUCCAUCAGCUGACCUGCACGGCGCCAUCCUCUGUCCGGCUGUGCUGAAAGAGGGGCCUGUCAGUGGUGGAGAGCACCCUGGACAGCCAACUCGUCGAGAACAGGGGGGACUCCCGCGACACGCUGUACCGCUGCUGCCGCACCUCAAACACCACAUCUACGCUCGCUGAUGCCUCCGACGCCUCUGAAGUCGCCUUUGCGUCAGAUUCCAUUUUCU
Molecule: messenger RNA, 2173 nt
Organism: Vitrella brassicaformis
Lineage: Eukaryota; Vitrellaceae
Source: the annotation of a GenBank genome assembly